AUGAGACUCUUAUUUUCUAUCCCAUCUCGAUCAGCUACCGCGUCUUCUUCAUCUUCCUCAGGAGCCACGAGCAGCACCCCAAGGCAAAGGAACAGCACCAGCUGUGACAGGUUCUUUGAGCCCCCAAAGACUUCAUGCAGUUCCUAUUAUUCAUCUCAUUCGCAUUAUAACGAGGCCAUCGCUGACUGCAUCGAGUUCUUUAAUAAGUCCUCCUCGUCUACCCAAGAGGACAUGUUGGAUUUUGAUCCACAAUCCGGCGUUAUGGUUUGA
Prunus armeniaca (apricot) is the source of this 270-nucleotide messenger RNA. The record is from the annotation of a GenBank genome assembly. NCBI's taxonomy places the organism in Eukaryota, Viridiplantae, Streptophyta, Magnoliopsida, Rosales, Rosaceae.